AUGAAGGAAGUGUCGGCCAAAAAACCGUCUGGAAAAGGAGGGAAAGCGAAAAAAGUGAGUUUUUAAAGAAAAAUUGAGCAUUAUUCGGAAAUUUUCAAACGUGUUAAUCAGAAGCUGGCACUGUCGGAUUCGGGCGGCGAUGAGAAAUUCGAAUCGAUCGAUUUCAUUCUGAAACAUUUUAAAAUUCAAAAUUGGAAAGAUUUUCAGGGGGUAAGACGCUUUUUCGCCAGUUUUCCGAAAAUCCCCGGUUUGUAGUUGACGUACACGGCGGAGGAGGUGCUGCAACUGCUCGAAAUGACAAUCGAGUGCCUCUCGACGGAAAAAAACGCUCUGGUGAAGGUGGUGCCGCCGAUCACCAUCGUCGGCGACCUGAACGGACAGUUCCGCGAUCUCAUUCGCAUUUUCAACGUGAAAACGGCGGACGGCGAGAAAGGGAAGGAGGAGGACGAGCUGAACCGGCUGCCGUUCGCCAGCCAGAGGCAAGUGCGCUCCACCGCACUUUUGCCGGGAAUUUUGAAUUUUCUGUGUUUUCCAGUUUCAGAUGGAGAAGUAUUGAUUUCCAGUCGUUUUUCUUUUCAAAAUAGGUUAUUCACCCAAAAUCGCACAAGAAUUACAGUUUGGAAACGCGAGAAAAUCCCAAUGUCUUUCAAUUCAGAUUUCUAUUUCUCGGCAAUUACACCGAAGGCGGUCGCUGGAAUCUCGAGACGAUUUGUCUCAUUUUUGCCCUCAAAGUACGUGCCUACAGUACCCCCAAAACUACAGUAAAUGCUUUCGAUUUUCAGUACUUCUUCGAUAAGCGCUACAUUUUGUUGCGCGGAUGUCAGGAAACUUGUACGAGCACCGAAUUUGAGGUUUCUUCUCUCAAUUUUCAGCCCGAAAAUUCCGAGUUUUUAGGGUCAAUUGUACAAAAAAUGGCCGAGCCAGGCGAAAGAGAUUUGGGCGCAAUUCCAGAAGGCGUUCAGCCUGAUGCCGGUCGCCGCGACCGUCGGCGACAAGAUUCUCUGUGUGCACAGCGGAAUUUCACCCGAAAUGCGCGAUUCGCUUGCGGAAAUGCAGACGGUGCGCGAGAAUUGACACGCAACUGCGGACACCUACAGUAAUUUCCGUGUUCAGAUGAAAACCGGCGAAGAGACGGUGACGCCGUUGGUGCGGGACCUCGUCAAUGCGUGUCCGGUCGAAGAGGAUGGAGUUGGCGCCGAGGCGGAGUGAGAAAGAGAACAUGCUUACAACUUUUGGACUUUCUUUGUACAAAAAUUCAGAAAACGCCACACUUUUUUAGUUUUUGGCAAAUUAUACGUUUUUUAGCGAGCCGGUCUACUUGAUAUCGGUGAACCGAGACUACACGAAAACGUUCAACGAGGCGGCGGUGAAGGUGUUUUGCGAGAAGACCAAAAUUCAACUUAUUGUCCGAUCGCACGAGGUUUCACUUCAUCUUUUCUAUCUGUAACAUCAUAAUUUUUCCAGGUGCCGCUAAACGGAUUCCGUUUUUUCGCUGACAGAAGGCUGAUCACCAUUUUCUCGGCGUCCAUGUACAAUAACUACAAUGUAAAUGUCGAAAAAUGGAGCAAACUUUCCAAUUUUCUCGGUAUUUCCAGAACAAAUCCGCAUUUUUGAACGUGGACGCCACCGGAAAAGUAGCGAUUGUGCAAUUGCAAACUUGUGCGCCGAACGUCGAAAAACCAGAGCAAAAAGUGAAAAAAUCGGCGGAAAAAGUGGUGGAUAAGUCGGAGGAGAAGAAAAAGAAGAAGACGACGCACAAAUCGGCUGAGAAAGUCGUCGAAAAAACGCCGGUCGUCAAAAAAGCCACGUCGAAACCGUCGAAAGAGCUCGAGUUUGUACAUUUUUCGAGAAUUUUUGAUGUUUUUGACAUUUUCAGAUCGAUUUUCGACAACAUUUCCGGGUGA
Molecule: messenger RNA, 1904 nt
Organism: Caenorhabditis sp. 36 PRJEB53466
Lineage: Eukaryota; Metazoa; Nematoda; Chromadorea; Rhabditida; Rhabditidae
Source: the annotation of a GenBank genome assembly